GCCACUACCAAGGAAAAUUAUUUCGACCGCGGUGGUCUUCUCUUAUUUAUAAUUAUAUCUGAUUUACAACACCCACUUUUAUUUUGGAAGUCGUGGCGAAGAAGAUGUACAUGUAGCUGCUUUUCUUUUCGAAGCCAUGAAAUCAGUUGGCUCGCGAUCAUCAAAGAUGAUUGUUAUUCCACCAGGAACAAAAGAAAAAGAAGUAUCAUUGCGGCCACUAAAACGACCAUAUCUAAUAGCCAUCUUCGUUUGCUUUGCUAUCGUUGAGAAAGUCACUGCCAUUAGCUUGAACGUUGUCCAAAAUUCAAAAAAACGAACAAACGCGGGACGUCUAGAUCAUGCGCAGCGGAGCAGAGGCAGGACGGGAAAAACGCAGGAAAGUGAAAAUCGCGCCGCGGUGACCUCUAGAGGAACAAAGACAUCCACUUCGAAGAAGCAGGGUACAACUACAUCAACGCUUGCGGAGCUUGUGCGUCGAAGAAGUGCCACGAUAUCUUCGGCUACCUCUAGGCAUAAGCUGGCAGAGCUUCUUGCUCUUGGGGAUGAUUUGGCCCAGGACGCUGGCGUUUUGCCCGCGGUUCUGCCGCUCGGGGAGCUCUACACCUAUGGCGCGCCGAAGGUGACGAAGACAGCGCGGAACCCGGUUCCCAGAGCUAGCACUGCGGGAGGGCAGGAGGAAGCGAAAAGAGGAGCACCGAACUGCUGGCCCGGGUUGCGCGUGUUCACGUGCCAAAAGUCGGGCGGCGUGUGGUGGUGGGUGGAUUUCGCAGCGCAGUCGGCUUUUCUGGUGGGCAAUUGGUACCAUCCGGAGAUGGACUCACUGGAAAUCUUAUUGGAUUCCACGGGGAUCAAUGGCGGCUUGGAGCGCGGACAGUGGGCCACGCUGGAAAGGCAGCUGAAAGAGAACCCGCCUCACAUUGAUGUAGUCAACAGCCCCGCCGUCGAGUCCAUCCCGGCAGAGACAAUCUACGAGCCCUUCGUACUCCUUGGACCCGACGAAACGCAAUAUCGCGGCUGCGAAGAAUACGCGGCCGACGAGGACAAGCUAAACGAUCUGAUUGGGUAUCCGAACUGGCAGGGAUUUGUGGCGAGUUUGGAGCUGCACAAUGAGCCCGCGUAUUUUCUCGGCACGACGGCGGUCUACGACCGAAGGGUGAAAAACAUCACCUCGGCGCCCGCACCCUUGACACUCGCCAAGGCAAGCACGUAUGCACGCUUGGUGUUCCACGUUUACACCGUCGAGCACAAGGAGGACGCGCACGCACGAAAUUUUCUGCAGAAGAUUCACCAUGGCCAAGAUCCGGAUCAUCUUUUCUACUACUUCUACAUGAAGUCCAUCUCGAAGGUGAGCUUGGUCAGUGUCCUCGAAAACGACGAGGUGAGCGACACGGACUAUUUACUGCUCUCCCAGCACACACAGACCCGACGCUGCGUCCUGCUUCUGUCCGGGACCAACGCGCAGUUUGCGGCAGACGGCAUGUCGGAAAUCCAGUCCGAGUUGUUUGGGAGCAACGUGCUCGAGCAGAGCACCGUGGCCAGUUGGUGUGGCGGAGCGCUCACUGAAGUGCACUCGGGCUACGUCAACGAGGCGGCGAGAAUCAUUCACUGCGCCGUGCCCCUGAUGGCCAACGCGCUGCAGACGUGCUCCGGGCUGGACGUCGCCGGGCACUCCCUCGGCGGGGCCACGGCCACGGUGCUGUACGCCUGCGCGCGCGAGUAUUUUGACAGGCGGAAACAACACGAAAUUACUAUAUCGGGUGAUGAAAAUAACGCGGACCACUUGUUCGCGCAGAACAAAACGGAAUGGAAUGCUAAGCUGCAACAAGAACUGCGAGACACCGAUCGGACGCUCGCAAAGCUCGGAGAACUGUUUCAGCCGAACGUUUCUGAAGACAAUGAUGUCGUCGUCGAGGACUAUCCAGAAAUGUCGGACUACGAUUACGGGCACACAGUUACGUUUCGUGCGUCUUUGAAGGGGGAAGCAGAAAACGGGGAGUAUCCGCUGCGAAACGAGUGCGACCGCCAAUUGCUGGUCGAAGACUUCCGUGGGAGAACUGCGGAAACACGGUUCGACAUCAAAAUCGGCAGUACGACAACGACAACUACCACGGUUGUCUCGGAGAGCGGUGUGAGUAUUUUUAGUACAGGAGACGAUAACAGUACCGGCACAAACAACACUGUUGUUAACGCCAGCAAUUACACGACCAGCGCCAUAAGUAACACGAGCACGACAACCACCACCACCACCACCACCACCACCAGCACCACCAGCACCACCAGCACCACCAGCACCACUGCGAUUACUUCUACCAGCGCUGCGUCGCCGGAAAGGGUGAGUAGUGAAGAAGACGAAGAAACGGGGCCUAACGCCGAUGAGAAAACCGGUUCGGGUCCACAGCAUCAUCCACCUCCUACCUUUGGUGAUGCAGUGGAUGAAGAUCUUGGCGAGGUGACGCUGGGCUGUUGUUAAGCUGCGUGGACUUGGACAUCAAGGAGAAAUGGAGCGUAAUUUUUGUCGCUGUUGACUCUCUUCUUCAUUUUUUCUAGAAGUAAGGCACUCUGCAUGUUUUGUAUAUCAAUCUAUGAUCACGCAAGUAGUCGAACACUCAUGAAGCAUACAGGCAUAGAUAAGUCGCGGGUUAUUUCAAAAAUCAAGUACACUUGUAGUUUCAGUUUGGCACCCGCACGCAUCAUGGUCAUAGUAGCAUGGUUUUCAAGGUCGCAUUGUUACACGUGGAGGCAGGUCUCCAUUUUCGGUUCGUUUGGUCCCAGUUCUUUCAACAACGUGGUAUUUGGAGAUGUCGAACAAGAAUUUGAAUAUGGUUUCCAAGUGAAAGAAGCUGUGUGUGUCC
This is a messenger RNA of Amoebophrya sp. A120, 2852 nucleotides long. NCBI's taxonomy places the organism in Eukaryota, Dinophyceae, Syndiniales, Amoebophryaceae. The record is from the annotation of a GenBank genome assembly.